AUGCAUUCAUUCUCGUUCCAAUUGUCACAUGGUAUAGAGCAGGUUCCCUCGUGGGAACUGUUCCUAGGGCCCACCGUAAGAUUUUUUUUUUCCUGCCCGGAGCGCGCUCCGCCCCUGCCCGAGUCGCGCUCCCCUCCCCUCGCUUCCCUUAGCGGCCCCGUCGCGCCGCGCUUCCGGCCCCGGCGCCGCCUCUGCUGGCCCCGGCGCCCCCCUGUCGCGACCCCGCGGCCCCACCCUCGCGUCGCCCUGCGCGGCGUCGUUACAGCCGCCCGCGACCCCGACGCCGCCCGUCGCGACCCCGUCGCCCUUCGCGCCGCCCGCGACCUCGUCACCGCGGCCGCCUGCGACCCUACCGCUGCAGCCGCCCGCGACCCUGUCGCCGCAGCCGCCCGCGACCCUGCCGUCGCCGCCGCCCGCGACCCUGCUGUCGCAGCCGCCCGCGACCCUACCGUCGCCGCCGCCCGCGACCCUGCAGUCGCAGCCGCCUGCGACCUCGUCGCCGCGGCCGCCUGCCCUCCCGUCGCCGCAGCCGCGCGCGACUCCUGUGGUCGCAGCCGCCCGCGACCCCCCGUCGCCCCACCCUCUACUGCUGUCAUGGCUUCCCCCAGUGUCCUCACUUUUGACGCUGAGGGUCGGGCCAUUGACUUUGACGUCUGGGUAGAUGACCUGCAGCUUUUCCUACUGAGCGACAGAGCAGACGGCCUCUCCCUUUUUGACCUCACCUCUGGUGCCUCUCCUGCCCCUGCUGCUGAUGCUGACCCCACUGUUCGCUCCCAGUGGGCCACACGCGAUGCUGCUGCCCGCCUUGCUGUGCGCCGCCACUUGCCGACCUCUGAGCGUGCGCACUUUAGCCAGUACAAGAGUGCUAAGACCUUGUACGACGCUGUAGUUGCGCGCUACUCUUCCCCUGCCACUGCUGCGCUUAGCCGCCUUAUCCUACCGUACCUCUUCCCUGACCUCGCCGCUUUUCCCACUGUCGCUGACCUCAUUACGCACCUUCGCACUAGUGACACUCGCUACCGCGCUGCGCUUCCUGCUGAGUUCUGCGCCAAGAACCCCCCCCCCAUGUACAUCACCCUCUACUACAUAGUCACCCGGCUCCCUGACACCCUUCGCCCGGUUAGGGACCACUUCCUCUCUGUUUGCCCCACCACCCUCACCGUUGACCUCCUCGAGGAGCGCCUGCUCGCGGCAGAGAAGAGCAUAGUCGCAGUAGGUGCCUCUCGUGGUGACCCUCGUACCCCUGUCUUUGAGGGGUGCUCCCCCUCUCCCCUCUUGCCCUCUGUUGCCUCUGCUGCUGCGGCCGACCUCGUUGGUCUUGAGUCGGUCGCUGCGGCGUCUGCCCCUAGCGGGAGACGCCGCCCUGGCAAGGGCAAGGGGGGCAAGGGUGCUGGAGGGGCUGGAGGGGGCGGUGGAGGCGGAGGUGGAGGUGGUGGAGGGGGUGGGGGUGGCGGUGGGGGUGGUGGCGGGGGUGGGGGCGUCGGUGGCGGGACUGGAGGUGGAGGUGGAGGCGGCGGUGGCGGUGGGAGCGGAGGUGGCGGAGGUGGCGGUAGUGGAGGAGGUAGCGGCGGAGGCGGCGGAGCUGGUCGGGGUGGCGCUGCGCAGAGGGGUGGCUCCGGUGGUGGUGCGCGCCAGCAGCAGCAGCAGCAGCAGCGUACCCGUGAGACCCCUUCCCCCCAGCAGCUUCGUGAGUGGUACGCUGCUCGUCAGCGGGGUGGGGGUGCUGGCCCCUGCACCUACGUUCUCCGUACCGGCGACCGGGCGGGUGAGCAGUGUGGAGGCCCGCACCCCACCCAGCGCUGCUUCGGUCGGCUGACAGACGCGUGGCGCCACCAGUUCCCCGACGCUACGGAGAUCCCUCGCUGGGGCGAGCUGUCUAGGGCGGGUGUUGCAAUCUAUGAUCUUGACUUUGAUGCUAUUCUUGCUGCCAUGUAUGCUGUGACUAUUAGUGAUGAGGGUGACUGUUACCGGUGUUUCCCGCCUGACCCAGGCAUAGAGGCUGCUGCGCUAGGUACUUGUGAGGCUGCUGCUCUAGGUGCCAGUGCGUCUGCUGCCCCAGGUGCCGGUGAGUUUGCGCUCUCAGGUGCUGCGUCGCCCCCGGACACCCACACCUUCACCCUUGACUCGGGUGCUUCCCGCUCCUUCUUUCGAGACUGCACCACUCUCACGCCGCUCAGUCGGCCUGUUGCGGUCUCCCUAGCGGACCCCUCUGGGGGUCCUGUCCUUGCUCACUACUCCACUGUCCUACCGUGUCCAGCGGUCCCGUCUGGCUCCCUGUCGGGUCUCUACCUCCCCUCGUUCUCUACGAACUUGGUGGCGGGUGCUGACCUCCAGGAUGCAGGAGUUGACCAGUUCACCCCUGCGCGUCAGCGGGUGACCCACUGCACUUGUGCGGACACGGGCCGCCACUUGGCCACGUUUGCUCGUCGGCCAGGGUCGAGCCUGUACACACUGACUACUGAGUCUUCCCCAGUCACUGAGUCUGCUCAGGUAGCCGCGUCGGGUCAGGUGUUUGCUGCGGCGUCCAGGUCUAAUCCUGAGUCUGCCCCCUGCUCGUGUCGUCUCCUGUCUCACCGGACUCUCCUCUGGCACCACCGUCUUGGUCACCCCUCCCUGCCUCGCCUUCGAGGCAUGGCUUCCCGUCUUCUUGUUUCUGGUCUCCCCCGGUCCCUCCCUCCUCUUCCUCCGGGGCCUGCCCCCACCUGCGUUCCCUGCGUCGAGGGGCGGCAGCGCGCUGCUCCUCACUCCUCCGAGUUUCCUCCGACAGAGGCUCCGCUGCAGACGCUUCACAUGGACGUGUGGGGCCCAGCCCGCGUCCGUGGGCAGGGUCAGGAGCGCUACUUCCUGCUGGUGGUUGACGACUACUCGCGUUACACCGCAGUCUUCCCCUUGCGCAGCAAGGGUGACGUCACUGAGGUGUUGAUCGCCUGGAUCCGCGCGGCUCGUCUCCAGCUCCAGGAGAGUUUCGGCUCCGACUUUCCUGUUCGGCGUCUGCACUCCGACCGAGGCGGAGAGUUCUCCUCUGACCUUCUGCAGACCUUCUGUCGCACACGAGGCAUCCGCCAGACCUUCACGCUUCCGGACUCUCCGCAGCAGAAUGGGAUUGCUGAGCGCCGCAUCGGCAUGGUCAUGGACGUCGCUCGUACGUCCAUGAUCCAUGCGGCUGCUCCCCAUUUUCUGUGGCCGUUUGCGGUUCGGUACGCGGCGCAUCAGCUCAACCUUCACCCCCGGGUCUCCAUGCCGGAGACCUCCCCUGCUUUGCUGUGGACGGGGAAGGUUGGUGAUGCGUCGCGUUUUCGGGUCUGGGGAUCUCGGGCUUUUGUCCGAGACUUGUCUGCGGACAAGCUGUCCUCUCGUGCUGUUCCCUGCGUCUUCCUUGGCUUUCCCCCUGACGCGCCAGGCUGGCAGUUCUACCACCCCACCUCGCGCCGUGUCUUCGCGUCCCAGGACGUCACCUUUGACGAGUCGGUUCCCUACUACCGUCUCUUCCCCUACCGCACUGCGUCCCUCCCUCCCCCGCCGCUCUUCCUUACACCAGGCCCCCCUCCGGUAGACCCCCUCCCCCCUCAGGGUCCUGCUCCCUCAGGUGUGUCCCAGGUAGAUGCAGUUGAGCCAGUCGAGGUAGCUGUUGACUCUGGUACUGCUGGUGGUGCUGAGCCUGGGGGUGCUGGGUCUGGGGGUGCUGCGACUGGGGGUGCUGGGUCUGGGGGUGCUGCGACUGGGGGUGCUGAGCCUGGGGGUGCUGAGCCUGGGGGUACUGAGCCUGGGGGUGCUGCGCCUGGGGGUGCUGCGCCUGGGGGUGCUGCUGGGGGUGCUGAGCCUGGGGGUGCUGAGUCUCGGAGUGCGGAGCCUGAGAGUGCUGGACCUGCUCGUCCGGCGUCUGGUGGUGCUGAGCCUGGCGGUUCCUCCGGUGCUUCGUCCCGGCGGGAGCUGCUCUCUCCACAGGAGCUGCGUGAGUGGUUCGCCCGGCGCUGGCGACGUGCUGCUGGAGCUGGUGGUGCUGCAGGAGCUGGGGGUUCUACUGCUGCUGAGAGUGCUGGUGCCGAGGGUCCCAGAGGUGCUCGUACCGAGUGUACUGGAGCUGCUGACCCUACGAGUGCUCCUCCUGCUGGAGCUGGUGGUGCUGCUGGUGUUGCUGGCGCUGGAGCUGCUGGUGCUGCUGGAGCUGCUGGUGCUGCUGGUGCUGCUGGUGCUGCUGGUGCUACUGGCGUUGGUGCUGCUGGAGCUCCUGGAGCUGGAGCUGCUGCGUCUUCGGGUGGUCCGGCUGGAGCUGGAGCUACUGGGGGUGUUGGCGCUGGGGGUGCUCCUGGCGCUGGUGCUGCUGGGGGUGCUGGAGUUGGAGCUGCUGGAGUUGCGGGUCUUCCUGGUGCUGGUGCUCCCGCUGGGGGCGCUGGUGCUGUUCCUGCUGGCACUGGUGGAGCUGCGCGGCCGCGGCCGUACUUCGUUCCGCUCCUUGAGCAGGUUCUUGGUCUUCCGUCCUCUCUUGGUCCUGCUCCUGCCUUAGAGUGUCCGCCUCCUGUCCAGUCUGAGUCACAGUUACAGCCACCUUCCCCGCUUCCUUCUCCUUCUCCCUACACUGGUCCUACUGGAGGUCUUGCUGAGCGUCGUGAGCCUGCGUCUCGCCCUGCGUCGCCUGUCCGUGCUGCUCGCACUAGUGGUCGUGGUUCGCGUCAGCGUCCUCCCCCUGUCCCCGGCACGCACCGGAUGUCUCUGCGUCCUUCCACUGCUCCGCUGCGUGCCCCUUUGCCCUCUCCUCCAGCGUCCUCUCUUCCUGAGCUUCCUGACCCGGAGUCGGACUCCCUUCGUGCUGCGCGUCCUACUGUCACGCGUCUCCUUGCUACUGUCGUCACUGACCCUUCCUUUGAGUCUACUGCUGCGUCUGCCCUAGUUGCUGAGCUUGUCGACUUCGCUGCUCGCUGUCGCCUAGACUACGCUACCAGUCUCGUCGCUGAGUCUGAGUCUGUCUGUCCUCCGUCCGUCGGGGGUGAGUGUGCUCUUGGCACGGACGUCCUAGAGGACAGGCAGGAGGAGUUCCAGUGCUUGGCUGCUGUUUCACCUCAUCUCGUGUCCAUGCUGCUUGCCCCUGAGGGAGACCCGGAUGCACUUGACAUCCCGACUCCGCGCUCUUACGCGGAGGCGAUAGAGGGUCCCUACUCCUCUCAGUGGCAGGCAGCCAUGGACGCAGAGAUGGCUUCCUGGAAGUCCACACGCACCUACGUUGACGAGGUUCCCCCGCCUGGGGCGAACAUCGUCAGUGGCAUGUGGAUUUUCAGGGUGAAGCGGCCGCCGGGUUCUCCGCCUGUCUUCAAGGCGCGUUACGUGGCUCGUGGUUUCAGUCAGCGGCAGGGAGUUGACUACUUUCAGACUUUCUCCCCCACCCCGAAGAUGACCACUCUUCGGGUACUGCUGCACAUAGCCGCUUACCGAGACUACGAGCUGCACUCUCUUGACUUCAGCACUGCUUUCUUGCAGGGCAGCCUUCACGAGGAGAUCUGGCUGCGCCGCCCACCUGGCUUCACUGGGUUGUUUCCUCCUGGUACCCAGUGGAGCCUCCGGCGGCUAGUCUACGGUCUCCGCCAGGCGCCUCGUGAGUGGCACGACACACUGAGGACUACACUUGCGGCCCUUGGGUUUGCUCCUUCUACUGCCGACCCGUCGCUGUUUCUGCGCACCGACACUUCUUUGCCGCCGUUCUACAUCCUCGUGUACGUCGACGACUUGGUCUUUGCUACAGCUGACACUGCUGGACUUGCCUACGUGAAGUCCGAGCUGCAGAAGAGACACACGUGCACAGACCUGGGUGAACUGCGCAGCUACCUUGGCUUGCAGAUCACCAGGGACAGAGCACAGCGCACCAUUACCCUGACUCAGUCACAUAUGGUGCAGCAGGUCCUUCAGCGCUUCGGCUUCACGUACUCCUCGCCUCAGGCCACUCCUCUGCCUACGCGCCACUCGCUCUCAGCUCUGCCUUCGGAUGAGUCCGUAGAGUCGAGUGGCCCGUACCCAGAGCUUGUCGGCUGCCUCAUGUACCUGAUGACCUGCACUCGACCUGACCUUGCAUACCCUCUUAGCAUUCUGGCACGCUUUGUUGCUCCUGGGAGACACAGACCAGAGCACAUGGCUGCAGCGAAGAGGGUGUUGCGCUACUUGUGCAGUACGUCGGGCAUGGGGCUUGUGCUUGGAGGGCAUAGUUCAGUGGUCCUCACUGGUCACGCAGACGCUUCUUGGGCUGACGACCAGGCUACGCAGCGGUCGUCACAGGGUUACACCUUCAGCCUUGGUUCCGGCUCUGUUUCUUGGCGGUCUACCCGCUCGUCUUCUGUUCUCGGCUCCAGUUGUGAGGCUGAGAUCUACGCAGGGGCCAUGGCUGCACAGGAGCUACGCUGGCUCACCUACCUGCUGACUGACCUGGGAGAGCCGCCUCGUUCUCCUCCAGUGCUGUACGUAGACAACAAGGCCAUGCUGGCCUUGUGUCAUGAGCACAGACUGGAGCACAGAACGAAGCACAUCGCUCUCCGCUACUUUCUUGCUCGUGAGCUGCAGCAGCGUGGUCAGCUGCGCCUUGCUUACGUGGCCUCUGAGGCCAACACUGCUGAUAUCUUCACUAAGGCACUCGCGCCUUGUGAUCAUCAGCGCUUCUGCACUCUGUUAGGUCUUGUACCUACCUUGCCUCACUUGCUUACUUCUUGA
Messenger RNA from Closterium sp. Yama58-4, 6690 nucleotides. Lineage: Eukaryota; Viridiplantae; Streptophyta; Zygnematophyceae; Desmidiales; Closteriaceae. The record is from the annotation of a GenBank genome assembly.